CAUGAACUAUGGGGCUUCGAACAAGAGACCUUAGAUGAAAAAGAGGACACCUAUGUUGCCAGACCAAACACCAUUAGACCAAAACACCUACAGUGCCAUAAAUGAGAGCAUGCUAUUUUCUUUAUGCUUAUUUCUGGACACGUCACGUUCUCUGUCCUCAGCACGCAUCUCUCACUCUCUCGCUCCCUCUUUGUCUCUGUCUCUGUCUCUGUCUCAAACCCUAGAAUCGCAGCCCCAAGUUCACAGGCUUAAACCCUAGCAGUACACGACGGUUUCAGAGCUUUAUCAAAUACACCAGAAGACCACUGUUUCAUUGUAAGCUUCUAACUGCUUUGAGCAGAACAAUUCUUCAGAUCAAUAUGUAAACAUUUCUACUGGUGUCAGACAAACACAAAGGGUUCUGAUAUGGAUUCUUUUGACGAUAUUCUUGGCGAACCAGCCGCCAACCGUGCUCAGGCUGGUGCUAAGUUUAGACCAAAAGCUAAACCACGGCCUAGAAAAGAAACACCUGCCUCGGUUCAUCCGACAAUCAGUAGCAAUACAGAAGAAGACACUGCUAUACUACCCAUUACCAAUGUGGGCACAUUGGAAUCCAUUCAGCCUGCUGAUGUGGAUAAUAAAUUGAAUAAUGAAUUUGGUUCAUCUAUAGCUAAUUCAGCAGAAAAUAUCACAAAGAACAAUGAGGGUUCAUUUUCAGGAGUUCCAAACUUAGAUGAUACCACAAAAUUGAUAUUAGUGAACCCUUCAUCACAAGUUGUUGCAACCAGUGAGGAUGUGGUCUCCAUUGAUGCGCUACCUAAGGAGGUUGCAGUGACUGAUAUCAAUGGUGACUGGCACUUUAGCUUUAGGCAAUCGGAAACUGAGGCAGACUCUGUGGGGUUGGAUGUAGACCCUUCUGCUGACAUAUCUCCUGAGCCUGUUACACUUACCUCUGCUGGCUCAGAUUUGAAAACAUCUGUUCAGGCUCUUGAUAUUGCAGAUGAUAGACUGAGGGAUCCAUUUACCUUAUCCUUCUCUACCCCUGAGAUUGUUGGGACUAAGGUGCCAAGCAAAGAGUGUUCAAUUUCCGAUGAUCUGCAUUCAGAGGCUGCCAUUUUGGAUGGAAAUGGCAAAUUACAUCCUAACAACAAGAAGUUGGCCGAAGAGGUUGAUUCCUUGGGAUUGGAUUUGGACCCACUUGAAGAUAAUCUUCAUGGUCAUGUCACAAAUAAAUCUAGGGGUGGUGGCAAGUUUAAACCCAAGGCUAAAAUCCGCCCCAGAAAUGAAACCUCUACUUCACUCCCAUCAGCUCCUUCAAAUGCUACAGAGGAGAAACCUGUUAUGCUAAGUUCCACAAGCUUAGAAACAGAACAAUAUGCUCAGCCUGUUGCAGAAAUUAAAUUGACAAAUGAGGACGGUCUAUCUGCGGUUACCUUAGAGAUUGUGGGCACUAGGGAGCCAUCAAAAGACAACGAAUGUUCAUUUCCUGACAAGAGAAUCUCGGAAUCAAUCAAGUCUUCAUCCCAACUUGUGACGGGAGAGGAUGUUGGCAGUAGAGAUGCGCUGCAGUCAGAGGUUGCAAUGUGUGAUAGCAACAGUGUUUGGCAUUCUAGCAUCGGAAUGUUGUCAUCAGAGGUAGAUUGCAUGGGGUUUGAAUUAGAGCCUUUUGGUGAUAAUGAAGGGGAAGGUUCUCUUUUUCAUGCAGAAACAUCUACUCUUCUUGCUUCCAAUAAUAAGGACAUGGAGGAAAAUUUUGGUAUUCCUGCUUGUAGUUUUGUUGACUCUUCAGCACUCAGGGUUUGUGAUGCUGCAGAGCCUCAUACUUGCUCUGAUCCUCAUAUGGCCCCAGACCCAGUAACCUGCAGGGAAGAUGCUUUUUCUAACCAGUAUGGAGAUUUUCAGAUUGAAAAUGGAAGGUUGGAAGCAGAGUUUCAGGAAGCUGGAACCUUUUCUGGCAUGGAAACCCUAGAUUUUAUGUCUGAGGCCAACAUUGCAUCUGGACGGCAAACUGGCAAGUUUCGACCCAAGCCCAAGAUGAAAACUGGAAAAGAAAAACAUAGCACUGCCAUUUCUCACCCACAAGCUGAGUCUGUUUUGCAUUUGCAAGGUCCUCAGUUGGUUACUUCUGAAACUGGGUACAUGGCUUCAGUUCCUGCCUUCCCAGCUGACUGUGUACAGGAUGACUCCAUGAGGUUCGGUGAAUUUAUUCCCUCAGAUCCAGCCUCUGUCAUUAUGAUGAAUGAAGAAUUGAGAAACCUUGCAGAAUCUUCUCACUCAGAUGGCCCUAUUUUGGGGGAUAUUCUGCAUUCUGAGGAUGUUCCUGAAAUUCCUGUAGAAGUGAAUGCUAAGAUUGGAAAGGGGGAAGCUUCUACAGCAUCAAAUCUUCCUCAUAAACAGAAACAGAAACAAUCUGCUACAGCUGGUGAAGAGAAUGAUGGUGGCAAAUCAUCAAGGAAGCUGAGAAAGCGAGUAGCUUUUCAACUUACUGAUGAGCAGGAUGAUGGGGCUAAUGAUGAUUUUUCUGCUGAACCUCCCAGUAAUUCUAGUAUAGAUGAAGAUGAAGAUGAAAACAACAAUGAUGAAUAUAAAGUGGAAAGUAAAUCCCAGAAGAAAAGAGCUCCAAGAAAGUCAAAGAAACCUGAGGCUGAAAAUGGAAAACCUGUACGAAAGCGUAAGAAGGCCAGUGAAGCACCAGAUCAGUCAACUGAGAAACCUCCCAAAAAAUUUUCUCAUUCCACUCGUCGAAACAGAAGAUGUGUGGACAAAGCUUUGCUUGAAACCCCGGAGGAUGAGAUUGACCCUCAAAGGUUGCCUAUAAAGGAUCUUAUUCUGCUUGCAGAGCAUAAAGAGCGAUUAGCGAGCAAAGAGGCAGCAGCAUUAAAAACACCCUCGACAAAUUUAAGUUCUUCUAAUUCAUUUCAUGAGGAAGACCCUUAUAAUGGAGAAGAGGCCUUUGCUUCAGAACAAGGCAGAGGUUCUGAUGAUGAUGAACCAAAUUAUGAGGUUCCAAUAAGUGACCGUCUGAUUAAUUACCAAUCAUACAUGGACAAAACACCUAGAACAAGAUGGUCAAAACAAGACACAGAAUUGUUCUAUGAGGCUGUACGUCAGUUUGGGACAGAUUUUUCUAUGAUACAACAACUUUUUCCUGGCCGAACACGUCAUCAAGUAAAGUUGAAAUUUAAGAAGGAAGAGCGUCAAUAUCCAUUUCGGCUUUCGGAAGCCUUGGCCAGUCGUUCUAAAGAUCAUUCCCAUUUCCAAUUGGUGAUUGAGCGGCUACAACAAGCUUCUCAGGCUGAGCAGCACUCUAACAGAGAGGACUCAGUUGGCGUGACAGGGGAGGAGGAGGUGGAGGGAUUGGAAACUGAAACUAAUGAGGCAGCAAAACCUGAGGAGGAUGAGGAAGUAGUUAUUAAAGACCAGGAAGUAGAUUUUGCAGAAGUUCAUAGUCCUGUGAAGUCUUAUGCAAGUGAUGAUGGCCCUGAUGACUGGAUAUAAUUGACUAUUAGUCAUAAAAGACUAUCUAUUGGCUUUAUUGAAAAGGAUAGGAAAUGCUAAAAUGUUUCUAUUGCUUAUCGCAAUGUGAUCGGCCUAUUAUCUACUUGUUCUUGUGCAGGCUCAUUUUUGAUCUCGUUACAUUUUGUUUUUCAAAAAAAUAAAAAAUAAAAGGAAAGGAAAAGAAAAAGAAAUAGAGAAAAAUAUAUGUACUAGAAUAUAAGAUGUAAUUCUUGUGCUCAUUAAAUAGAAUUCUGAUUUAUUUAUGUCGAAGAAUAUAUUCUAAUGCAAUUAUCAUCCGCAGCAUUUCAA
Messenger RNA from Quercus lobata, 3786 nucleotides. Its product is annotated as Homeodomain-like superfamily protein. Gene Ontology annotation, cellular component: transcription factor TFIIIB complex. The transcript is spliced from 16 exons. Gene Ontology annotation, molecular function: TFIIIC-class transcription factor complex binding. Lineage: Eukaryota; Viridiplantae; Streptophyta; Magnoliopsida; Fagales; Fagaceae. Gene Ontology annotation, biological process: RNA polymerase III preinitiation complex assembly. Bases 406 to 3477 code for a protein of 1023 amino acids. The record is from RefSeq and is a predicted model, not a curated record.